GUUCUAGGGCUGAUUACAUGAGUACUGGGUACUUGUAUUCGUUUACUCACAUGCAACUCUACAUUUAUUAAUGCGGAACGGAACAGCUGACUUUGACAACCACCCCAAAAAAAGGGUUAAAGAACAAUAAACCCCAUCUGGCUGAAAAUAAGCUUUUCUUCUCAAAGGAAAAUUUUAAAUUGGAGUUAAAAUAGAAAAUUUGAUAUAUUCAAGUAUUUGAGUUAUGUAGAUAAGAUAUAUAACAUACUCGGGAUCCACUUCUCAGCACAGGUAUGAGGUCAAGCGUUAAGCCAAUUUAGGUGAAUCUGUGUACUUGUUCGACCGUGAACCACACACAAUUAUCUUCGAGAAUUAAGUACUUUCAUUGAAAAAAUUAGAAGAAAUCAUAUAUAAGUAAAUUUCUUAGUACAAUGUACUCCUCUGGUGCGCUGAAUUGUGUGCGUUUUUAUCGCAUAUUAGCGGUACUCAUAAUUUUUAGUUAUCCAGUCACUGCAAUUAUUACAACAACUCAAACCGCAUUGCAACCGAGCAGCGAUAAUGCUGUAAAGGGCGAAGUAACAUCAACAAAAAUUAACGAUAUGCCAGUGAGUACACGUAAUGCUGACGCAGUGCUUGCUAUGUGUCCCACCAUGCUGAACUAUGUUUUCGACAAUGCGACACCACGCGAUGAAGCAAAUGCUGGCACUUUCGAAGAGUAUACAUCAUUGGACACUGGUCUGGGCGAAAAUGUUGAUUCACUGUCCUGUUUGGCUGCCUGUUGUAAAAAGGCGCGUACCAAUGAUACCUGUAAUUUGGUUUUCAUCUACAAGCGGAAAUGUUACCAUGUACGCUGCAUCAGCAAUGAGGGCUGCAUGCCCAAACAACGGCCGCUGGGAAAGGAUCGUCUGCAAAUGAUGCUGGUUAGUCCGGUUCGAAGGCAUGGUAUUGAUGAUGACAACAUAACUUGGAUGGAAGUGAUUAAGGCAAUGAAGAGCAAUGGUGAUGAUUUUGAGUUGAUGCCUUCAGAAGGUAUAAGCGGGGCUGAGCGACAGUCGAAUCCUUUGAGGUUUUGGAAUAAACAACAUAAAUUUCGAUACUUUGGAAAUCAACCGAAAAAACGUGUAAAGCAGAUGCUGUUGCCCCUGUCAGGGAACAGCGACGACUUGUCUUACUUUGGUGUAAAUUCUGCGCCUGAAAUAAAUAAGUACGUUACAUGCGAACUAGAUUUAUCUGAUAUGGGCGCAAAUACACGUUGCGGGCCUAAAGAAGAAUGUGUUCCUAUACGGUCGAAUUCAGCAACUGGUGUUUGCCAGUGUCUUGCUGGGCUUGUGCGUAAUCAACAGCAUGAAUGUAUGCCAUCCGAAACAUCGGCGGCUGAUUAUCCUAUAAUGGAAGAAAUACUUUCACACCGACUCCCAAUAUCUGAAGCUGCAUCAGAGUUGUCACCAACGGUUGUUGAGCAGAACAACGAUUCGGACGCAGAACAUGUUACCGGUACCACAGUUAAAGCAGAGGCUGAUAAAAAAUUGUUAGUUUCAGUAGUAUCGAAGGAGGUGCAAUUGCCGGAGAAGGAGGUGACACUAGCAGCAUUCACUGUGCCCGAUGAUGUUUCCAGUGUUAGUAAAUAUAAGUACUUGUGGACGCUAAUAACCCAACCUAAAGGACCAAUGAAUGGCACCAUUUCUGAUCAGAGUCAAUCAAAAGUUAAACUCUCAAAUCUUUCAGAAGGCUUGUAUAUCUUCAAGGUAUCGGUGACCGGUGACAAUGGCACAUAUGGAGAAGCUUUAGCCAAUGUAACAGUGCUGCCGGAAAAACGCAUAAAUCGUGUACCGCAAGUAGUAAUUAAGCCGAAGGAACAAACCAUACGACAACCAAUCAAUAAUGCCAUAUUAGAUGGGAGCACAAGCAUCGAUGACGACAAAAUUAUUAGCUGGCACUGGGAAGUGGUACAAGGUCCCAUUGGUUAUCAACCUAAAUUGCCAGAGGUGAAUACACUGCAGCUAACCGAUCUUACCUCGCCUGGAAAUUACACUUUUAAAUUAACCGUAUCCGAUUCCGAUAAUGUGACGAAUUCGACAACGGCAAAUAUAACGGUGCUUAAAGGCACUGACUACCCACCUGUGGCCAAUGCGGGUGAUGCUGUAAUUUUACACCUACCCAACAAUAAUGUUACACUGAAUGGCACCGCGAGCACCGACGACCACGAAAUCGUGGCCUGGGAGUGGACCAAAGAUGCAGGCGAUGACACUAAAGCUGUUGAUAUGCAGAACACGCGCACACCUUACUUACAGCUUUCUAAUUUAGAGGAAGGCAUCUAUAUGUUCGUUUUAAAAGUGACCGAUGGCAGUGGUCAAUCCAGCACUGCCAAAGUCCAUGUAUUGGUUAAAGCGCAAACGAACACCCCACCGGUUGCUGUGGCGGGUGGAAAUCAGACCAUAAAUUUACCCCGCAACUGGGUUAUACUAAAUGGUUCGGCCUCAACCGAUGAUAUACGCAUAAAAAGUUACUUUUGGAAACAGAACUCUGGACCAAAUACAGCCGCGCUUGCGAAUAACACUGCGGUGGCCACCAACGCUACAUCUUUAACACUCGGCUUGUAUGAAUUUGUUUUAAGCGUGGUCGACGAAGAUAACAAUACAGCUACCGAUAGUGUUUGGAUAAAGGUUGUGCAAGAAAAAAAUGCACCGCCUGUAGCCAACGCGGGUGGUGACAAAAGUGUUACAUUACCGCUUUCAGCGCUCUACUUGAAUGGCUCUUCUUCUUCGGAUGACUUGGCUGUGGAGCGUUAUGUAUGGACACGUGAAGAAAAUAGCUUGGCAGCCGGUGUUGUCGUCGGCGAUAGUGAUAAAAAGGCAGUAUUGAUUCUAACGAACCUUGUUCAUGGUCGCUAUGUCUUCAAAUUGACUGUUUACGACGAACAAGGAUUAUCCAGCAGCGAUAUAGUCAGUAUUAUAGUGCAUCCUGACCCGCUGCUCAUGAACUUGGUUCAAUUAACAUUGCCUAUGGAUGCAUCUGUGCUGACUCAAUCUGAGUUGAAUUCGAUUGUGCAAAAAAUUAGCUUACUUUUGGGUGACAUGAAAAUAUUUGUACGCGAGCUUAAAUGCGAUGGACGACGCGCAGAUUCAACGAUUCUAGUUUUCUAUGUAGAGUCCACCGGUUCGGAUGGGAAAAGUCUACCUGUUAGUGGUUUGACGGUUGAGCAACUACUCAAAGAUAAGUUGCAGCGCGAUGCGGGUCUACUGGGCACCGAUUUUACAGAUAUACGCACAACUGUGUGUCAGAAUAAAUGCUCAGGUCAUGGUGUUUGUAAUCCCACAACCCGCGCAUGCACUUGCGAGGCAUUCUGGAUACCAUCUAUAACAUACUACUGGGGCAUAGAGGAGGCCAAUUGUGAUUGGUCCAUUUUAUAUGUCUUUGUUGGAGUAAUUAUGAGCUUUCUACUGCUAUCCGGCUUAUUUUGGGGCAUCACGUGUGCCUGCAGACAAUCGAAAAAACCACCGAAACGACCAAAGUUACAAAAAUAUUCAUUAAUUGGCAAUAAUGACGAGGAGGCACCACAAUUUUGUCGCACAACAUCGCUGAGCGAUUCUGAGACGGAUUCCGAUGUGCUCUUCGAAACACGCACAAAACCAAAUGGUAUUCUACGUUCUAGCAACGCAGCAAAACAUAGUAAACAUCAUGGCCAUGCACCAAAUAAAUAUGCCAUAACUAAAUUAGGUCGGAAAGUAAAGACGUAAAUGAGUGUGAUAAUUGUUCCUUCAGCUGUGUACUUUCUUUGUUCCUUUGUUUCUGUAUGGAUAUAAGGGUCUGCAUACACAAAUAAGCUAAGAUACAUUUUAUUUUUUAAGCUAAAACUGUGUUAGACAAAUGCACUACAAUGCAGGCAUCUUAAAGGUCUUUAAUAUUAUUGUGAAAUUCUAUUUAAGAUGCAUAUUAUUCUAUAUUUUUAUUCAUACAUGCAUACAUAUUAGGGAUGUUUCGAAUGUCAUAUUUUUCAUAUUCGCGAAUGCGAAUGCGAAUAUUCG
This is a messenger RNA of Rhagoletis pomonella (apple maggot), 4004 nucleotides long. Its product is annotated as dyslexia-associated protein KIAA0319-like protein. The coding region runs from base 411 to 3716 and encodes 1101 amino acids. Gene Ontology annotation, cellular component: cytoplasmic vesicle; plasma membrane. The transcript has 11 exons. NCBI's taxonomy places the organism in Eukaryota, Metazoa, Arthropoda, Insecta, Diptera, Tephritidae. The record is from RefSeq and is a predicted model, not a curated record.